UAUUCACAAUGAUAAGUUAAAGUUAAAAUUUGUAUUUGUAAGUACUUUUUUUUUCAGACUGGAGGAGGCAAGGACUACUUUCCACCUGAUGAAGUUCUGGACAAAGUAGCUUCACUGUUAGGUAGUACAUGCCAAGGUUUUUCUGUGGAGUUUGGUGGAGAUGCUACCAUUCAAACAGACUCUAACUUGGUGAUGGGUGAAGUUGAGAAUGUGGAGGUUAUCAACCUUAUUGUUAACAGUGAUGGACAAGGUGCCGGUGGUGAUGGUAUUUGUGUUGGAGGUCUUGAUGAGAGGGAGGUGUUGAAAGAAACACAAAUUCUUGAGACACCUCCUCCUCCCCUUAAACAGAAAAACUUUUUCUAUAAUAGAGCUAGCGGCAGCGGCACACUAGCCAAGCGGAAACAGAAGAUGGAAGAGGAAAAAUAUAAGGCCCGCAUAUAUAGGGAAAAUGCAUUAGCAGAGUACCUAAUAGUUAAAAAAAGAAAAAUAGAAUUAGAAAAUGAGGAAAAGGAGAUUAAUAUAGAUAAACUUAAGAUAGAAUUAGAAAAUGCUAGAUUAGAAAAUGCUAGAUUAAGAAAAGAUUUAAAUUAAUUAAUUGGUUAGUUAAUUAAUUUUGUAAUUAUAUUUUAAUUGAGUUAUUACCUAGUUUGUUAAGUGUGUGAUAUUGUGAUGUGAAAUUUGUGAUAGAAAAUAAAAAUGUACACAAAA
Colias croceus (clouded yellow) is the source of this 708-nucleotide messenger RNA. RefSeq lists its product as uncharacterized. The transcript has 2 exons. NCBI's taxonomy places the organism in Eukaryota, Metazoa, Arthropoda, Insecta, Lepidoptera, Pieridae. The coding region runs from base 193 to 591 and encodes 132 amino acids. The record is from RefSeq and is a predicted model, not a curated record.